AACACUGUGGAUUCCAGCUAGAUGGGUGAAGCCCUGGAUUGAUGCAGCCAAUGGCCAGUAACCUCCUUGAGCAGCUCUCCAUAUCCGUGAACACAGCCCUCGAGCAACUACGAGGAUUGACUGGACUCGAAUUAAAUUGGGAGACACCGCAGGACUGGGUAUCAAUCGUUACCGAGCUCCGUGGAUACCGUAAACAAAUUACCAUACCAGAUAUUGAGUGUGAAAGCUGCCCUGGGCCGUGUUCUGUGUGGGUCAGGUUGUUAUGUGGGGGAUGUGGUAAGAUUGUGUGGAUUGUAAAAGGGUUAUUGAGAUCACCUUGGUGUAGGAAAUGUUACCAUGAGUGGCUAAGCGUUAGGGAAGAGAAUGCAGUAAGGUCCUUCAUCGCGUAUAGGAGGACACAAGGGUUAGACCCCACGCAGGAAGAACUUGAGUGGGUAGAAAGGGCUUUUCAGAUUCAGCAACAUGCAGUUAAGAUUGAGAAACAAAACUACUCCAGCGUUAUGGGAGUUCAGUGUGUGGGUAACAUUUUUAUCCCACCAUGGUGGCAAGUGGAAGAUAACAACUGGGGUGAAGUACUGGCUACUAGGGCUAUGGUUGAGCAGUCAGCUCAUAACUACCACAGCAAUCCUGGACAUCAACCCGAGAGCUAAUAUGUGGAUUGCAUGGGCCAAUGCAACAGGAGUUAAUUCCUUUUGCUUAUCCAUGGCUACCCCAAGUGAUCCAUUUAGAACAUGUCUCAUUGGACUACCCUUAAUGGAUUUUGAAGAAUUUGAUGCUUGGACUAAAUUCAAAAUAGAAAGAAAUCAUACGGUAGCAUGCAUAGCGGCCUUUUUAUCAACUAGAGUCCCAAGGGUACAACCAUUUCUUAAUAGCCAGUGUAACCAAACAAUUUGCCCCCCUUGUCAAAGAGGAUCAUUUAUGCCAACAACAUUUGCACAACAAAUGGCCAAUAUUACGAUGAAGUUAAAUAGAACAGGAACAGAACCUCAAGAACUGCAGCUGUUGGGAUCUAAGGCAGGAAACUAUUGUAUCGAGUUCGGGCAUCCCGGAGAAUACCCAUGGGAAGACCCGCUUAGCAGGCCCAGUAAUGGCAGUACUAUUGUGUCUCCUUUUGACCAUAGAUAUCAGAAAGGCACUUAUUGUGGGUCUAAAUUUAUUGCAAGUAUUAAUGCUAUCAACCGAGGACCAAAACAAUUACCACCUGGAAUCUUUUUAAUCUGUGGGGAUCGGGCAUGGGCAGGUAUACCAUCAAAACCUUGGGGAGGCCCCUGUUAUCUUGGAAAACUUACGAUGUUUGCCCCCGAUUUUCAACAACUUUUGCAUGCUAAUGGUACUUGGAAUCAGAAGCGAAUCAGGGAGCGGCGAUCAACUAAGCUGCUGGGAGAAGGUUGUCAGGAUGAAGUACAGCUAUGGGACAAGCCCGCAAAUACCAUUGCUUCUAUACUUCUCCCCGGGGCUGCAGCAGCACAGGCAUUAAAUCAAUUGGGAAAACUUGCCUGUUGGACCGAGAAACAAAUAAAUGUAACCACAAAUAUAUUAUCUCAGUUAGCUGUAGAUGUUAGUAGUGUUAGGCAUGCGGUAUUGCAAAAUCGCGCUGCUAUAGAUUUUUUAUUAUUAGCUCAAGGACAUGGGUGUCAGGAUUUUGAAGGGAUGUGUUGUAUGAAUUUGUCAGAUCAUUCUGAAUCUAUUCACAAGCAGUUACAACAAUUGAAAGACAAUAUGAAGAAAAUCACCGUUGAGUCAGCCCCAGUGGGUGAAUGGUUGGACUCCUGGGGUAUGAGAGGAUGGGUGAAAAAUGUACUUAUGAUGUUGGUUGGACCAGUUUUGCUUGUUGUUAUAAUUUUGCUUUUUGGACCAUGUAUUUUACAAUGUAUUCAGAACCGCUUAAUUGCAUUAACUACGGCCUUGUUAGAAAAACACGCUAACCUCGUAAUCCAAAAAGAAAGCGGGGGAAGUGUGGAGACUUUUGUGGCAGAAUGGUUAGGCGAGAAAGGCCAUGACUGUAUAAACUUGCUAGAGAUAAAACAUAACUAGUGUAGAGACAGUUUCAAGGCCGGACUGCCCUUGAGAUGUGGGGAGGAGAACAAGAAUGUGGUAAACAGAACGAAAAAGAAGGAACAGGGACG
Poecile atricapillus (Black-capped chickadee) is the source of this 2126-nucleotide messenger RNA. RefSeq lists its product as uncharacterized. NCBI's taxonomy places the organism in Eukaryota, Metazoa, Chordata, Aves, Passeriformes, Paridae. The coding region runs from base 463 to 2034 and encodes 523 amino acids. The transcript has a single exon. The record is from RefSeq and is a predicted model, not a curated record.